GUUAUUUUUUUUUUUCAUUUUGAUUUCGAUUUUUUUUUUUUAAACUUUCUUUCUUUGCGGAACGAUAUGGAGUACAGCAGCUCCCCGAAGCCGCAGCUCUCCUCGCGGGCCAACGCCUUCUCCAUCGCCGCGCUCAUGUCCAGCGGCAAGCCGAGCAAGGACAAGGACGGCGGGGACAGCACCAUCAAGCCCCUCGAGCAGUUUGUGGAGAAGUCCUCGUGCAGUCAGCCGCCCCUCUCGGACCUCUCGUCCUCAUCCUCAUCCUCAUCCUCAUCCUCAUCCUCAUCUUCCUCCUCCUCCUCCUCCUCCUUAUCUUCGUCCUCACUGGACCUGGUCGGGAGCGCGCCUCUGGUGGCCGCGGGGGCGUGCACGGAGCCCCUGAUCCCGACCAGCCCGGGGGUCCCGUGCAGCGAGGAGAUGGCCAACAUCUCCUGCAGCCUCGAGACCAAAGAACUCUGGGACAAGUUCCACGAGCUCGGAACCGAGAUGAUCAUCACCAAGUCCGGAAGGCGGAUGUUCCCGACCAUCCGGGUGUCUUUUUCGGGUGUGGAGCAGGAGUGCAAGUACAUCGUGUUGAUGGACAUUGUUCCGGUGGACAACAAGAGGUACAGAUACGCUUACCACAGAUCCUCGUGGCUGGUGGCCGGCAAGGCUGACCCUCCUCUACCUGCCAGGUUGUACGUACAUCCCGACUCUCCGUUCAGCGGCGAGCAGCUGAUGAAGCAAAUGGUUUCCUUCGAGAAGGUCAAACUCACCAACAACGAGCUCGACCAGCACGGACACAUUAUCUUGAACUCCAUGCACAAGUACCAGCCUCGGGUUCACAUCAUCAAGAAGAAGGAGCACACGGCCUCGCUGCUCAACUUCAAGUCAGAGGAGUUCCGCACGUUCGUCUUUGUGGAAACCGUCUUCACCGCAGUCACCGCAUACCAGAACCAGCUGAUCACCAAGCUGAAGAUCGACAGUAACCCCUUCGCCAAAGGAUUUCGGGAUUCGUCGCGGCUGACGGACAUGGAGAGCAGGGAAAGUGUUGAGAAUCUGAUCCACAAGCACUCGUACGCCCGCUCGCCCAUCCGAACGUAUGCCGGAGACGACGACCACAUGCCCGACGACGGACACCUGCCACACGCCAGAGGCUCAGCGUUCAUGGCCUCGGACAACCUGUCGCUGAGCUCGUGGGUGAGCGGCGGCGCGUCGGGCUUCUCGGGCUUCCAGCCCCCUCCGUCGCUGUCGACCAUGGGGGCCUCCGGGGCCGCCUCCCUGCCGCACCCCAUCCAGGGCUCGCUGCCCCCCUACGGCCGUCUGGGCGUGCCCCUGGCGCCCAGCGGCGGCCCAUCCUUCCCGUCCUUCCACAUGCCGCGCUACCACCACUACUUUCAGCAGGGUCCCUAUGCCACCAUCCAAGGCCUGCGCCACCCCUCGGCCGUCAUGACGCCCUUCGUAUGACUUGACUCCACCCCCUUCGGCCGGACCGCCUCGCUUUCAUCCUGUGUAAAUAGUUCACCCGCCCCGGCAACAAUAACAAAAGGACCUCCAACAAGCGGAAGAAACAAUAAAAAAAAAGUCCAUGAGAGGAACAUCCUGGCACUCAACGACCAGAAAGCAGAGCUACCGAUGUUUGUUUGCCAAUGCAACAAGACGGCGAACCUCAAUCAAUGGCUUGGAUGUGAUAGAACGUUGGACAAAGGGCCACACUGAAAGGAAAAUAAGAAUAAUUAUACUACAAGAACAAAAUUAAGACCUGUUUUCUCACAAGAUUGCAAUUUUUUUUUCCUCAUUAAAUUAGAACCUUUUAUUUGGGAAAAAAAACUUUUUGCUUCAGAAAACUCGGACUUUUUAUUGAAAAAAUAUCUUUUUUUCCAUCUUUCCCCCCCUGAUAUAUUCCGAUUUUUUUUUUCUAUCUGAAAAUAGUGACCUUUUGUUGUAAGAUUACAAUGUUUUUUUCAAAGGAUCACAACUUUUUUUCUUCGAAAUUGAGACUGAAUUAAGGACAAAAUAAGACUUUUUUUUCUCAUAAUAUUGCAACAUUUUAUGACUUUUUUAAAAACAAAAAAUAGGAUGUGAUUUCUCAUAAAAUCACAACUCCCCCCCUCCCCUCAAAAUUAAGACUUUUUACUGAAAAAUAAAAAUAAGACUUCUUCUCAUGAGAUUGCAACUGUUUUCGGAACUACAAAAUUUUUGCUCAAAAAGAAAAAAAAAACUUAUUCUUAAUAUUAAACACAAAUAAUAAUUUUCAAAAGAAAAUAUUCCCAAAAAUUAUGAUUUGUACCAGGAAAAAGAUUUUUUUUUCUUGUGAGAUUUACUUUUUUCUAAUAAGUUUUUUUAAUUCAAAUCAAAACUUUUCCCUGUAAUUUUUGAACUUUUUUUUUUUUUUUUAAAUGAGGUUUUUUUUUUCCAAUGAAGACAUUUUUUUUCCCAAAUUGUUUUUAACUUUCCCUCCCAAAAAGAUGUUUUCUUCAAACCAAGAAAUGUUUUCUGAUUUAUUUAUUCAAGAAAUGUAGACCCUUUUCCCCCAAAUUAAGACUUAAAAAACUUUUUGUUUUCUUUUUUUACUGAAAAAAAUAAUAAUUCUUUCGGCUGUUUUUCCUAUUUGCAACAUUUAAUCUGGACUUCAUUCUUUUAAUACUAUAUUCUCGUACUAUAAUCAUUGUUCUUUUAUAAUGCGGUCCUUAGUGAAGGAGAAACUGCAACUGUAACAAAACCUAAGAGAGAGCCCUCCGAGGAUCCUCGAGGACCAGGAAGCCGAUUCAGGAAUAUGUCACCUCUCAGGUAGACAAAAAAAGAAAGAGAAAAGCUUCAACCUCAAUGGUUUGGAUCGUCGCUGGGACGACUCGUGAGGCUGCCGACAUUUCCUGGAAACCAGACAACGAACUUCCAAACACGUGUACUAUAAUACGUAAGAAAUGUUAAGUUAGGAAGGAAGCACUACAUUGGCUCAUUAUAGAGAGACAAACAAACGCUAGCACGCAUGCUGGACUACAUCAUUUAAAAAAAAAAAGGAAAAAAAAGCUUCACUUUGAGUUGCUAACUUCAAGUUUAAAAACGUAAACUUCCUCGCUUGUUAGCGAACGCUAACUAGAUGCAUUUUGUCUUUUCGUUUGAAAGUGAAAAAAGAACAAAAAUUGUCUUCCUGGGAAUUGUCAUCCGUGCUUUUCAUGUCAUUUAUUCGUUAUUAUUAUUUGGCUUUUAGUACAGUGGAUCUAAAAAGUCUACACACCCCAUCAAAGGCCUGGUUUUUGUGAUAUGAAAAAUGGGAAUAAGAUAAAUUAAUUCAAAGCUUUUUCCACCAAUGUGACCUACAGCCUGUACAAUGGGGACAUUAAAAAAUAACUUGAGAUAAUGGGGUUGCAAAAGUGUGCACACCCUCUUAUAACUGGGAUGUGGCUGUGUUCAGAAUUAACCAAUCACAUUCAAACUGAUGGUAAACGUCAGUCAGUGCACACCUGCAUUGAUUCAAAGUCCCUCUGAUUAAGACUGAAUAAAGUUCAGUUGUUCUAGCAGACUUUUCCUGACAUUUAUUUUUACAGCAAUGGCCGAGAAAGUUUGGAAAUGAUGUAUUUUGAUUUAUAUGUCACAAAAAGAUGGCAGUUAAGACAGGGGUCUGUAGACUUUUUGUAUAUUCUGUAUACUGUCGAUAUUAACAUUGGCGUCCAAAUGUUAGAUUAUACUGGAUUACAUUGAAAGAAGGCCUACAGGUAUUAUAAACAUCAACUCAGCUAAAUGGUCACAUGAUAACCUUGUUUUUAUGUGAAUUUUUCCUCACAAUUAGGAUUUUAAAAUUCAUAUUCAUCACUGAAACAGAAAGGUUUGACUGAAAAGUCACACUACUGAUGUCAUAUUUUCAAUUCUGGUUUCUAGAUGUCUUCCUUCAUAGUUAGUUUCUAAUUUUUAUAUCCUAAACAUGUUGUGAUGGCGCAUAAGAAUGUGUACAUUGAAAAAAAAAAACAUUUUCUUUUCAUCCUAUUUAUUUGGGUUCCAUGAAUGUAAAAUGUACAAACAACAAAUGUAUGUUUGUUGUCAUUUGAGCACCAAACAAUCUUGUGUUUUGUUGAUCUUGUUUUUUAAGUGCAAUAUAUUUAUUUUGUUGUCUGAAAAUAAUGUCUAAUGUAUCACCUUUAAAAAAGUUGUCAAACUUAAAAAAUAUAUAUCACCACCCAAA
Molecule: messenger RNA, 4159 nt
Organism: Phyllopteryx taeniolatus (common seadragon)
Lineage: Eukaryota; Metazoa; Chordata; Actinopteri; Syngnathiformes; Syngnathidae
Gene: tbx20
Product: T-box transcription factor 20
Exons: 8
Coding region: 67-1446 (459 amino acids)
Biological process (GO): positive regulation of DNA-templated transcription; vasculogenesis; regulation of transcription by RNA polymerase II
Cellular component (GO): nucleus
Molecular function (GO): RNA polymerase II cis-regulatory region sequence-specific DNA binding; DNA-binding transcription factor activity, RNA polymerase II-specific
Source: RefSeq, a predicted model, not a curated record